AUGGACAAGCUUGGAUUCCUCAAGUCGUCAAAGACAAGUUUCAGGGACUGGAACAGAUUGAGUCGCAGCUACAGACAACCACAGUUCCAGGAUAAGCUUUUGCAAAAUGGACAGAAGGCUCCAUUCAAGCACUCCUGGGCUAUGCUCUCCCAUAUGCACGAUCUCAGAGUGUGGACUCUCGCAUACGCCCCACAAAGAAUUAACAAUCUCCAAAGACUCCAAGAAAUUCAUUUGCUUAAUUAGGAAAUGUGGUACAUGGUCACCAGUGCUAUGUGGAAGAGAAUUAUCGUUCUUGCCGUCGCCUGGAUCCUUGUUACAAGAAUUUUCAAGAAGAAGUAUAUGAAUCAAGGAAUGUUCGAUACUCACGAUACAAGUUUAAGAGAUACCACUGCACACAUGUGA
Stylonychia lemnae is the source of this 402-nucleotide messenger RNA. NCBI's taxonomy places the organism in Eukaryota, Ciliophora, Spirotrichea, Sporadotrichida, Oxytrichidae. The record is from the annotation of a GenBank genome assembly.